CCAAAUUCAAUUUUGCGCCUAAAAUCUUGCCAAAAACCCUCCUCCGCUUGCCCUGCUCGUCUCCUCCACCUCUUUCUGCAACAAACACCUCACCUCUCUUCUCCUUCGCAGACGAAAUCAAAAGAGGGUGUUUGUAUCCGCCGCCGCAUUCAGAGGUUUCUCACAAACAUGGAAGGCGUCGAGAUGGAAUUUCAUCUACCGGAAAAUGCUGACGUGUCCUCAGAUGACUUCUGCAACACGGUACUAUCACAAUUUAGCUCAGCUAACAACGAGCACCACGUCCACAUCUGCACCGCCAUUGGUACAAUGUCACAGGAGCUCAAAGACCAGAACCUUCCUCUUACCCCAAUCACUUACUUCGGCGCUACGAGUUCCUCGCUCCAACGCCUAUAUACCUCCUCCCCUGAAGGACCACCAUCACACCUAAUCGAUGCACUUUCCACGAUUUUAUCCCUCGUCCUUCCUAGAAUAAACAAAGCCAUUUUGAAGCAGAAAUACGAGUAUUUGUCUAACCUUAUGAUUCAAUUGCUUGGAUUAAAGACCAUUGGUAUCGAAGGGAUCAUUGGGUGCUUAAAGUGUGUUAUGCACUUGCUAAUUGUGGGAUCCAAAGGGAACUGGUCGGAUGUUGCUCAACUCUAUGGUGUGUUUAUUGGUUAUUUAACGGAUGAUCGCCAAAAGGUGAGAAAGAUGUCGCAUAGUUGCAUUCUUGAUGUCUUGCAAAACUUUCAGGCAUCACCUAUGCUUGCUCCUCUAUUGGCACCUGCAAGUGAAGCCAUCACAAAUCUCUUCGAGAGGUCCCUUCUACUUGCAGGAGGAACAACUGGAAAUGCUUCUGAAAGACCCAAAGGAGCACAACAAGUCUUACACGUGCUGGAUGCUCUGAAACUUUGUCUUCCUUAUAUGUCUUCAAAGUAUUCGAAUAGUACUUUGAAGUACUUCAAGUCUCUACUGGAGUUGCAUCAGCCUCUUGUUAAUAGGCGCAUUACAGAUGGUUUGAGUGCUCUUUGUAUCCAUCCGACAGCAGAAGUAUCCGCAGAAGUGCUUCUGGACCUCUUGGGUUCAUUAGCUACUUCAGUUUCUGUGAAUGAGUCAUCUGCUGAUACUCUGACAUUCAUAGCUCGCUUGCUUGGCAUUGGGAUGAAAAGAGUAUAUUCGAUUAACAGGCAAUUAUGCGUGGUUAAGCUCCCUAUGGUGUUCAGCUCUCUUAGUGAUGUUCUGGGUUCUGAGCACGAGGAAGCAAUAAGGGCUGCACUGGAGGCACUCAAGAGCUUAAUACAUGAAUGCAUUGAUGAAAACUUGAUCAAACAGGGUGUGGAUGACAUAAUUAGUUCUAAUACUGAUAUGAGGAAAUCUGGACCAACUAUCAUUGAAAAAAUCUGUGCCACAAUUGAGAGCUUAAUUACCUAUCACUAUGCAGCAGUCUGGGACAUGUCAUUUCAAGUAGUGGUUGCCAUGUUUGACAAGCUAGGUCACUAUUCUUCUCACCUUCUGAAGGGAACACUUCAGAGUUUGGCUGAUAUGCAAAAGUUGCCAGAUGAAGACUUCACUUACCGUAGACAGCUGCACGAAUGUGUUGGAUCAGCUGUUGGUGCAAUGGGACCUGAAUCUUUUCUAACUCUUCUUCCUCUUAAAUUGGACGCGCAAGAUUUAUCGGAGUCCAACAUCUGGCUUUUCCCAAUUCUAAAGCAAAACAUCGUUGGUGCGCAUUUAAGUUUCUUUACCAACUCAAUUUUGUCGAUGGUUGGAGCUAUGAAGCAGAGGUCUGCAAUGCUCGAGAGCAAGGGAAAGAUUUAUUCUGCGAGAACCGUUGAUGGAAUUGUGUAUUCAUUGUGGUCGUUGUUACCCUCAUUUUGCAAUUACCCUGUGGACACUGCUGAAAGCUUUAAGGAUUUGGAGAAAGUUUUGAGCAAAGCUUUACGGGAAGAGCCUGAUGUUUGUGGGAUAAUAUGCUCCAGUUUGCAGAUCCUCAUUCAGCAGAACGAUAGCAUUUCAAAAGGAAAAGUGGAUUUGUCUGAUACUGAAAUGAGCGUUCCCAAAAAACGAGCCAUUGCGCGUUAUAACCAGCAAGUUGCACGUGAUAACUUGAAUGCAUUGAGUCUUUCGGCUCCUAAACUGCUGUCUGUUCUCUCCGGAGUCUUUCGAAAAUCCUCUAAGGAUACUGGUGGAUCUUUGCAGAGCACAAUCCGUGAAUUGGCCCCUAUUGCUGACAAGGAGGAAGUAAGAAAGUUCUUUAUGAAGACCAUGCGUGAGCUUUUGAAGGUGACUCAAGAGUCUGGGAAGGCAGAGAAGGCCAGAAGUUCCAAUUCAAUGCAGAUUGAUGACUCAUCCAGUGAAAGUUCUUUGUUGCUAAAGAGGGCACAGUUAUUUGAUCUGGCGGUUUCGCUCUUGCCUGGUUUAGAUGCUGAGCAUAUUAAUGCACUGUUUGGUGCAAUAGAGCCUGCUUUAAUGGAUGAUGAAGGCUUGAUCCAGAAGAAGGCAUAUAAAGUUCUUUCCAUCAUGCUUCGGGAAUCAGAUGAAUUUAUUUCAAGAAGUACCGAAAAGUUGCUUAAUUUGAUGAUUGAAGCACUACCUGCAAAUCAUUUUUCAGCCAAACGUUACAGACUUGACUGCCUAUACUCUUUAAUUGUCCAUGUUACAAAGGAUGACCCAGAACAGAGGAGGCGGGACAGUAUUACUUCUUUUAUGACUGAAAUUUUGCUUGCACUCAAAGAGGCUAACAAGAAAACAAGGAACCGAGCGUACGAGCUUCUUGUCCAGAUUGGCCAUGCUUGUGGGGAUGAAGAAAGAGGUGGCAGAAAGGAGAACCUGCAUCAGUUUUUUACUAUGGUUGCUGGGGGUAUUGCUGGAGAUACACCUCAUAUGAUCAGUGCAGCAGUUAAAGGCGUAGCUCGCCUGGCUUAUGAAUUCACCGACCUUGUUUCUGCUGCGUACAGUGUCCUUCCAUCAACAUUUCUUCUCCUUAAGAGAGAGAACAAAGAAAUAAUUAAGGCUAAUUUAGGGCUAUUGAAGGUACUGGUCACAAAGUCGCCGGCUGAGGGACUACAAGCACAUUUAAGGAGCAUGGUAGAGGCCCUUCUUGGUUGGGAAAAUAAUACCAAGAAGCAUUUCAAAGCGAAGGUUAAGCUGCUUAUUGAAAUGCUUAUCAAGAAGUGUGGUCUGGAUGCUGUAAAACAGGUGAUGCCUGAAGAUCACAUGAAACUCCUUACUAAUAUAAGAAAGAUCAAGGAGCGAAGUGAUAGGAAACUCGCGUCGAAUUCUGAGGAAAGCAGAUCUCAUAUGUCAAAAGCAACAACAUCAAGGCUAAGCAGAUGGAAUCAUACAAAAAUCUUUUCUGAGUACGAUGAUGGAUCUGAGAAUAGUGAUGCAGAAUAUAUGGACGCAAAAACUACUACUGGUCGUAGGAGCAAGGCUACAUUAGUAUCAGACUCCAAAGCAUCUUUAUUACGGUCCAAGAAAACACGGAAAGCAGCCAGGAGUUUGCAGGAAGAUCUGUAUGAUCAAUUAGACGACGAGCCACUUGACUUGCUUGACCAGAAGAAGACCAGGUCAGCUCUUAGAGGAUCUGGCAAUCUCAAGCGGAAGUCUGAGUCAGAAGAUGAAGCAGAAAUAGACUCUGAAGGCCGUUUGAUUAUUCAAGAGGGAGAUAAGAAGCAAAAACGAGUCAAGCCACCUACUAAUGAUUUUGAUGCAAGGAGCGAAACAGGAAGUCGCUUUUCUGAGAGCUCAAGGAAAACUCAGAAACGGAGGAAAACGUCUGAUUCAGGAUGGGCCUACACUGGAACAGAGUAUGCAAGCAAGAAGGCAGGUGGUGAUGUCAAGAGGAAAGACAAACUUGAGCCAUAUGCCUACUGGCCCCUUGACCGCAAGAUGAUGAGCCGUAGGCCUGAACAUCAGGCAGCAGCACGAAAAGGAAUGGCAAGCAUUGUGAAGCUAACAAAGAAUCUUGAAGGCAAGAGUGCAUCAUCCAUACUGUCCGCAAAGAGAGUCAAGACUAAAAAGAAAGCCAGCUCCAAAAAGACGUUGAGGUGAAGUUUGCUUUCUGGAUGCUAGGUCAAAAUGGAGAGCUCCGCCCAGAGGCUCAUUAGAUUUUGGCAAUCCGGCACCCCGUGUUCUUUUUUUAGUGACCUUUUUAUUUUAUUGGUCCAUGUAUAUCGCGUGUUGAAGUGGUAUGGUUGUUGGGAUAGGAAUGUCGAGGAAAAGGAGGUAGGAAGGAAAUCGAGUAUACGUAGUUGCCAUAGGGAAAUUAUCGUAUGUGUCAAAUGCUAGCUAUUUAAGUUGGUUCUUUGUUAUAUUCUUUCAAAUUGCAAUAUGUUGGUGCAUGAAAGAAUGUGAGUCACAAGUGAUUUGUUAAAUUUUUCGAGAUUGUUGUUGCAACCCAGAGAGAUUUCCUUUUAGCACGUGGUUUUGAUAGUAGAAAAGUUCAGCUGCCUCAA
Molecule: messenger RNA, 4433 nt
Organism: Nicotiana attenuata
Lineage: Eukaryota; Viridiplantae; Streptophyta; Magnoliopsida; Solanales; Solanaceae
Product: RRP12-like protein
Exons: 19
Coding region: 169-4029 (1286 amino acids)
Source: RefSeq, a predicted model, not a curated record